This is a messenger RNA of Cervus elaphus (red deer), 4197 nucleotides long. RefSeq names its product telomere repeat binding bouquet formation protein 1 (gene TERB1). The coding region runs from base 262 to 2460 and encodes 732 amino acids. Lineage: Eukaryota; Metazoa; Chordata; Mammalia; Artiodactyla; Cervidae. Gene Ontology annotation, biological process: homologous chromosome pairing at meiosis; meiotic attachment of telomere to nuclear envelope. The transcript is spliced from 19 exons. The record is from RefSeq and is a predicted model, not a curated record.
UCGGCGGGAAACCGGGUGCGGCGUCGAACUAGGCGCCCGUCGAGGGAGAAAGGGCGAAACCCAACGCGCUGCGACUUAAGGGUAAAGGUCACGGCCUCCACUCUCUGCGCCUUGGGGCCCUUAGCUCCUUCUGGGAACCCGGCCGUCGCUUCCUGUGGAAUGUCUGGGGUUGUCACAGAGCACCUGGUUGAGCUCCUUGUGCUUUUCAGCAUCUUUCCACUAGCUUUCUGUUUUACACAUGAUGAAAUAUAAGGAAAAAGAAUGCAGACAAGCAUGGAAAGUGAGGACACAAAGAAAACACAAGAAGUAAAGACUGACCUGAACUUAUUAUUGGAGUGUCUGAAGUAUCAAAUGGACAAUGCUUUUUCACAAAAGGAAGCUUUGGUCACUAUUCAUUCAAUUUGCCAACAAAACAGUAAUGCAGGUCUUUAUUUUCGGGAAAUCGGUGGUUUGAUGUUUGUAAAAAAUCUUGCAAAGUCAAGUGAACAUAGUAUGGUAAAAGAAGCAGCCUUAUAUACAUUAGGAGCUGUUGCAGAACAAAAUGUUUACUGUCAGCAGACUUUGUGUACUUCAGAAUUGUUUGAAGACUUAACUUGGUUCUUAUCUAACAGUGAUUCAAACACAAAUCUGAAAAGAAUGUCUGUCUAUGUUAUUUUGGUUCUGGUUUCAAAUAACAGGACUGGACAGACACUUGUGAGAGAAACAGGUUGUAUUUCAGUUCUAUCACAGUUGUUCAAGACUGUUCUUUCAAAAUAUGAGUUGAAUUUGUCAGAUGAAAGUGCUUUGCAGAGUUAUCAGUUGUGGUCUUCAGUGUGUAGUACUCUGUGUGUCUGUGUCAACAAUCCUCAAAAUGAUGAAAAUCAAAUGCUUUGCUGCUCACUUUUUACGCAUGCUAAUGACUGGCUGAUAAAUUGCAUGAAAGCUGAGAUAAUUCGCCCUAUUUGCUCAUUUAUUGGACUCACUCUUGCAAAUAACACUUAUGUUCAGAAAUACUUUAUAUCUGUGGGUGGACUGGAUGUAUUGUCUCAAGUUCUUGUGCAACUGGAAUCUGAUUCACACAAGACUCCUUUCAGUGCUAAGCUUGCAGUGGUGGUGACAAAGACAGUGGAUGCAUGCAUUGCUGAUAAUCCUACUUUUGGUGUUGUAUUAUCCAAGUACCACAUUGUUUCAAAACUUCUGGCAUUGCUGCUUCUUGACAGUCUGGAUUCAGGAGAAAAAUUUAGUGUCAUACUUACUCUUGGUCAUUGUACAGAGGAUUGUGAGGAAAAUCAGUAUGAUUUUUUUAAAAACAAUGGCCUUCCACUCAUGAUACAAGCCUUAACUGAAUCUCAAAGUGAGGAACUAAACAAAGCUGCCACUUUCGUGCUUCACAACUGCAAAAAAAUUACUGAGAAGUUAUCUCUAAGUCUAGGAGAAUAUUCUUUUGAUAAAAAUGAAGAGCGUUUAAAGGACAUAAAUAUGAAAGAGAAGAAUCUUGAAGAUUACUGGAAGAAAGCAAAGGAAAUUUUACACAGAAUAGAAGAACUUGAAACAGAAGGAAAUGAGGAAAAUGUACAAGGAGAGAAUUAUAAGAAUAAUGUUUCAUCUAUGAACAUAAAUAUUCAAGAUACACUGAAACACCUCCAUGCAGAUAGCAGCGGUGAUGUUCCCAAAGCAGAAGAUAAAGAUAAAAGCCAGGCUAGAAAGCUACAUGGUUCUAAGUCCCAUAAAGUCAUGUCUAAAGCAUGUACAAAUGAUGAUCAAGUGAAGAUGGUGUUAAGGAGUGCAAAUCCAGUUAAUGCUUGUUAUAGGGAGAGUGGGCAAAAUAAGACUUUAUGUACAGCCAAUUCAAGCUGCAAACAAAACCUAUGUGAAGAAACAACUUCUGAAAAAAAGAACUUUGUUUCUCACUCAAGAGACCAAAUUUUUAAACACCCAACUCCUAUUGCCAAAAAUACAAAGCAGCAAUUACCAGUAACAGAUCCAUUUACAUUAUGUUCAGAUAUAAUAAAUAAAGAAGUCAUCAGUUUUCUAGAAACAGACAAUUGUUCCAAAAUGUUGAGGUAUAGAUGCUCAGGUUGCAUAGCAGUAGGAAAAUCCCUGAAUAGUCGAAAUUUUAGCAAGCUCUUGCACUGUUGCCCAUACCAAUGUGAUCGUCACAAAGUCAUUGUGGAAGCUGAAGACAGAUAUAAAAGUGAACUAAGGAAAUCACUUAUCUGUAACAAAAAAAUUCUGCUGACCCCGCGUAGAAGACAUCAACUCAGUAGUGAAUCUACUACCCCUGGAAGAAUAAAGAAAAGAAGAGUUCGUAAAAACUUUACCAAAGAAGAAAUAAAUUACCUUUUCAAUGGAGUUAAGAAAAUGGGAAAUCACUGGAAUUUAAUUUUGUGGUCUUUCCCCUUUCAGCAAGGACGGAAGGCUGUGGACCUUGCUCACAAAUACCAUAAGCUGACCAAAUGCCCCAAGUGUGUGGCUCCUUGAUUGGAAGAAGACUUGUCAAUUGUUAGUUUGACACCUUGAAAAACAGUGUGUUAAAAAUACAAAAUUUUAAAUAUUCUUAGACACUCUCAUGAGACAGGAAAUGCAGCAAUGGGGAUACUGUUUUAAUUAUUUUUUGUGAUGCUGUAGCUCAUCAGACUAUUAAAAUAACUUAUAAGGACUUCCCUGGUGGUCCAGUGUCUAAGACCCUGUGGUCCCAAUGCAGGGAUCCUGGAUUCAGUUCUUGGUCAGGGAAUUAGAUCCCAUAAGUUGCAACUAAAAAUCCCCUGCAACUAAGACCCAGUGCAGCCAAAUAAAAUUAUUAUUUUUUAAUUAUAAAACAAGUACAUUUUCUUCUAAAAAUUUUAUUUUAUCAUAUCUUUGGCUGCGCUAGUUGUGAUGUGUGGGCUUCUCUCUAGUUCUGGUACGAGAGCUCUCUAGUUGUAUCAUGCAGCCUUAGUUGCCCCAUAGCAUGUGGGAUCUUAGUUCCCUGACCAGAGAUCGAACCCAUGUUCCAUGCAUUGGAAGGCAGAUUCUUAACCACUGGACCAUCAGAGAAGUCCCUAAAACAAAUACAUUUUCAAUGUGUAGAUUGGUAGGACAAAAUUCCACAUGAGGUGAAACAUAUGUAUAGGAUUACGCUUUUUUUCCCUUAAGCUCAACCCAGGUCAGAGAAAAAAAAUUAUUGGCCUUUAAACAUUAUUUGAUAUUAUAUACUAUAUGAGACACUGGAUUUAGUAUUUUUACCCAGUGAAAGUCCCUCCCUGGAACUUAGUUUCCCAGGUUGUUCAAAUUAUGUUCCCACACACUAAUGUUUCUCCUUCUACAGGCAAUUGUGCAGUUGCUCCAAAUACUCCAGAUUCUAUUGUCAGGUUCACUUCUUUUUGGUGCAUAUUUAUUUGCUUCUGCAUUUUCAAAGUUUGAAACAAUUUUUGAUUGUUUGCUUUUAAGUUUUCUUCCAGUUGGAAACCAAACUAUUAAAUCUCAAACUUCUAUUUUUCUUACUCUUUUUAUAUUCCAUCACACCAAUGCCUUCUUCAUUAUACUUAAAAUACCGUGGCAGUGAUCAAGCAUCAAGGCCUGAAAGUUCAGCUGCACGUCUGUACACAUUGGCUCACUGUUUGAUGUCAUUCUUAAAAUACUGAAGGGUAUUUUCCUAUAAGCAUGUAUUCUUGGAUCCUUUCAGAUCAUGAGUAUGUCUACUUAGAUAAAGUAUGUCUACUUAUUAAUUUCUGUUGUACAAUGAAAAUACCGGAGGGUCAAUAAGCAGAAAAGUCUCUGUUUAAAAUCCAAAAGUUCCUUUAGGCCUAAGAAUAAUUUACAGUUAGGAAAAUUCUUUGCAUCAUUUAAAGUGUGAGUGAAUUUAGUCCAUUAUCAGUCUUUCCUAAGCUCUAUGGAGGUGAUUUAAAUGGUCUGCUGGGCUACUGUGCUGUGUAAUUCUCAAGAUGUGUGAAUGUUGUUUUAGGUCAACGGGGAAGACAUUUUGUUGCCUCAACCUUGCUGGCAAUAGUUUUUUGUUUGUUUGUUUGUUUUCUGUUUUAAUUGGAAGUUAUCUGUAACAGAAAAUCAAAUACUACUUACAUCCCCAAGAGCAUGACACACUGUAACUUGGAAGAUGUUUUGUAUCCGUCACUGACACUUUAUUUAAAAUAACUUACAUUGCCUUCUGAAACCUUGAAAUUUUAUCCUAACCUUUGGCUAACUUGGUUAACGUGAACUGCUUUUUUUCCCCUCAAAUGG